Messenger RNA from Anguilla anguilla (European eel), 2242 nucleotides. Its product is annotated as zinc finger and BTB domain-containing protein 12-like. The transcript has 6 exons. Gene Ontology annotation, molecular function: protein binding; DNA-binding transcription factor activity, RNA polymerase II-specific; RNA polymerase II cis-regulatory region sequence-specific DNA binding. NCBI's taxonomy places the organism in Eukaryota, Metazoa, Chordata, Actinopteri, Anguilliformes, Anguillidae. Gene Ontology annotation, biological process: regulation of transcription by RNA polymerase II. The record is from RefSeq and is a predicted model, not a curated record. Gene Ontology annotation, cellular component: nucleus. The coding region runs from base 611 to 2242 and encodes 543 amino acids.
AGCAAGCUGCCUGCCACACAACCGCCCCAGUACAUGGGGAAGUCACGUAUAGCUAGUGCUAGCAACCAAAGAUAAACGACAAAAAAGCGAAAGUACACUAAAUUACCCGGACUACAGUCAAUCGUAGUUAAACUUCAACAGGUCAAUAAAUUGUAUAGGAAUAUAGCUCUGUAGUUAAUUACUAAUAAACCAAACUGGUUGAUGUAAGAACUCGGAAGUUAAUCAUGAUAGCUAACGUAUGGUAUUUGUGGAAAAAAGUAGCAAAGAUUUUCUAGCUAGCGUUUUGGAGUCGUUCGAUGGGAAAUAAGUAUUUAUCGGACUCUCCAGUCAGCUAACUUUCAAACAUACAACUAAUCGGAUUACCAAUAAUAACCACAGAUGCGUGUAAAUAAUUUUGCAGCUAUGUAGGCUACUUGAAUUGGACAAAGCAGGCCAGUUAGCCGAUACAGCGACGUUGCCGUGAGUCGGCCUCAGUCUGGAAACUGUUUUCCUCCUCCAUCUAGCGAUAGCUGACGUAGCCUAGCCUGCUAGCCUACAUAGUGCUAAUCGCAUUGCAUUGGCCAGACAACAAGAACAAUUCGAAUACAGUACGGGCAUUAGAGCGUUCGACAUGGAGGUUCUGUGUUUCCGGUUACCUGGCCACGGUGACGCCACCCUGCGGAAUAUGAACAGCCUGCGGUCGCGGCACCACUUCUGUGACGUCACCAUCGUCGCCAGCGACCGGCAAACUUUCCGGGGCCACAAAGUGGUGCUGGCCGCUUGCUCGCCUUUCCUGCGGGACCAGUUUCUACUCAACCCCUCCUCCGAACUAAAGGUGUCAGUGUUGCACAGCUCCAGUGUGGUGUGCGAGCUCCUCCAGUCUUGCUACACCGGCAUACUGCAGUUCAGCCCCAAGGAGAUCAUCAACUACCUGACGGCUGCAAGCUACCUGCAGAUGGAGCACGUGGUGGAGAAAUGCAGGGGAGCUUUGAGCCAGUACCUGCAGCCCAGAACCUCCAGCCCCCCAGGGACCAUAAAAUCAGAGGAGAGCGAGUCUAUGCUAGCUUUCGACAGUGGAGACCAACAUCCUCUUCGAUGCAGAUCGCCCCCUGCUGGAAGGGGGGUCUCACUGCAGCAGCGCAGAAAUUCCCAGGCCAGUACGGACACAGGCAAAGAAGCCAGCGCCUCACAGGGCAUUUCAGAGCUGGAGGUGAAAAGAACGGGACCUUCCGGAGAGUUCCACGAAGAGGAGGGGGAGCGGGAGGACUUCGAGGUCUUCCAGGUGUGCAUCGAGGACGAGGACGAAGGCAUUGAGGAGAGGAGGGAGGCGGGACAGGGGGAGGAGGAAGAGGAGGAGGGCAGAGGGGAGGUGGUGGUGGUGGCCCUGGACGGUAACCACGGCAACGACGACGAGGCCCACUUCGGGGGUCCCGCGGCGGGAAGGGAGGGGUACAGAAUGUUCCGGCGGAGACCCUGGGAGAUGGGGCGGGGCAGGGGGCGGGGCCUCCUGGCCAGACGGCGCGGCAAUCGAGACCGGAGGCUGGCGGGCGCCCCCCCGCCGCAGGAGUGGCGCAUCCCGACGCCGGACGAGAUAAUGGGGAGCUUCGGACUGGUCCACCCGGACUUCGGCCAGGAGGGGGAGGGCCUGGCGGCGGCCGGGGGGUACGAGCCCUCCGUCCGCGGCCCCCACCACCAGGCGGAGGCCGACGGGCCCCUGCGCGUGAGCUACGGGAUGGGCGAGGCCCAGGGCUUCGGGCUGGGGGAGGGCCCGGGGGCGGGGGAGCGGGAGGAGUCGGAGUCGGUGGCGGUGGUGGGGUCCACGUCCUGCGGGGUGGGGGUUGGCGGCGGCGGGGGGGCGGUGACCUGCGAGCACUGCGGCCUGGCCUUCCCCACGCCCGAGUCGCUGGCGCUGCACGCCAGCUCCGCCCACCAGGCAGCGCUCUUCUCCUGCCCGCGGUGCGGCAAGCACUUCAGCCACGCCUACCACCUGAGCCGCCACAUGAGCACGCACCGGGGCGGGCGCUGCCACCGCUGCCCGCUCUGCCACAAGACCUUCACCCAGAAGUCCACGCUGUGCGACCACAUGAACCUGCACAGCGGCGAGCGCCCACACCGCUGCGCCUACUGCCACGUGCGCUUCGCCCACAAGCCCGCGCUCCGCCGGCACCUGAAGGAGCAGCACGCCAAGACCACCGCCCAGAACUGCCUGGAGGCCCAGCGGGAGCGGGAGGGGGAGGGCUGUUACUCUCUGGGCAACCAAUAA